This is a messenger RNA of Malassezia vespertilionis, 2607 nucleotides long. RefSeq lists its product as uncharacterized. Gene Ontology annotation, molecular function: clathrin-cargo adaptor activity. The record is from RefSeq and is a predicted model, not a curated record. The transcript has 2 exons. Gene Ontology annotation, cellular component: membrane coat; AP-2 adaptor complex. Gene Ontology annotation, biological process: clathrin-dependent endocytosis; intracellular protein transport. The coding region runs from base 1 to 2607 and encodes 868 amino acids. NCBI's taxonomy places the organism in Eukaryota, Fungi, Basidiomycota, Malasseziomycetes, Malasseziales, Malasseziaceae.
AUGCGUGGGCUUACGCAAUAUAUCUCUGAGCUGCGGGCGUGUGGUGCGCGAGAUAUUGAAGAGAGGAGAGGCUACCUUGCGCUUACGCUGUUGAUGAAUGAAUACCCCGAUAUUGUGCGCCUGGCAACAGUUUCCAUCAAAAAGGAUCUUGCGGACAUGAGUGAAGUAAAUACAUGCCUUGCGUUGCAUGUGGUGGCCAAUAUUGCGAGUGAAGAGAUGGUCGAGGCACUCUCUGAGCAUGUGUUGGUACUGCUUGUAUCACGCACUUCUCCCGUCUGUGUACAGAAAAAGGCGGCAUUAGCACUGCUCCGGCUGCAUCAAAAAGGGCCACUGCCAGUCAAUGUUGCCGAAUGGAGUGCGCGCUUGAGCGAUUUGAUACGAGUGACGCAUUUAGGAGUGGCGCAGUGUGUCACUACGCUGCUCAUUGAGCUAGUCAAGAAUACUCCAGACGCAUAUAUGGAUUGCUACUAUGCUGCUGUGGACCAAAUGUACAGCAUUGUGAUUGAGGAUGAUUACAAGGAGAUUUAUUUGUACCACGACAUCCCAGUGCCAUGGCUGCAAGUGAACUUGCUCCGACUCUUGCAGUUGUACGAACCGACACGCGAGAAAUCAGCUAUAUCUAAGUUGUACAAAGUACUGGACGCAAUUUUCGCAUUGGCACAAAGAAACAGCGCGCUUGUCCCGCAGAGAAGCGCAGCCUAUGCCGUGCUUUUUGAAGCAAUCCGCCUUGCAAUGCACUUGAAUCCUGCAUCUACCACCACGGCGCGAUCAACAGCGCUUCUCGGGAAGCUCAUUCAUUCGCGUGAAACGAAUGUGCGGUACUUGAGUUUGAAGACGCUGACCGACUUGGCGCGCUGCACCGAGAAUCUCACGCCGUUGCAAAUGUAUCGCGACUCUAUUUUUGCGGCGCUUUCGGACCGUGAUAUAAGUGUGCGACGCCGAGCACUCGAUCUGCUGUAUACUAUGACAGAUGCGCACUUAGCACAAGAUAUGGUGCUGGAUUUGUUUGAAUGUUUGCCCGCGGCGGAGCCGGCGAUGCGCGAAGAAAUUGCACUGAAAAUUUCUUUGUUGGCAGAGCGGUUUGCUGUAGAGAAGAACUGGUACAUUGAUACAAUGCUCUACUUGUUCAACUCUUUUGGCGACAACGUUGGCGAGCUGGUUUGGUAUAAUUUCUUGACCUAUGUAAUGGCACAGCCUACCAUCCAACACCACACUAUUGAGAAAGUGUUUGAAUAUUUGGUGCAGGAUUCGUGCCAUGAGCUGCUGGUAAAGGUAGGCAGUUAUUUGGUGGGUGAACUAAGCAACUUGAUUGUCGAUGAAGAUGGCGCAUCUCCCCACGAGCAACUCGAUGUUUUGCACGCCCGCGCUGAGUUGUGCUCUCCUUCCACGCGCUCCUUUUUGUUAGCGACCUACUUGAAACUGGUCAACUUGUACCCUUUGCUUUCAGACCGUGUGUUGGAGCUCAUGCGUCCAUGCCAAUACGUUUCGAACACGGAACUAAAGCAGCGCGCUUGCGAAUACGUGGCACUGUUGGAGAAAAAGGACAGCACAUUUUUGGACUCUGCAUGCAGGCAAAUGACCGUAUUGGCAUAUGGAUUGAUGCCAGGACCAGAUCCGGUGCAGCGUUAUGAUGUGGACGAGUUGUGUGACACAUCCAAGGAUUCGCCUGAGAAAGAUUUGCCCGAUAUGAGUGACAUUAGCAUCCGACGCUCGCUUCCGGACAUGAAAGCCACGUUUCGGGAUCAUGGCAAUCUUACACCGUCGCGUCCCUUCUCUGCUGUGAUCGAACAUCGAAAUACACUUCAUCUUUUUUCCUCGCCGCCCAAGCCCGAGGACCAGUCUGUUUCAACGCCUGCAAGGACCUCGUCGCCUGCGUUCGACACUGUCACCAAACCUGUACAUGUUCCCAACACGCCCAACACAGGUGUACUGUACCGACGCAACAAUAUAAGCGUCUCGUUUUCGCGUGUCCACUCCCUCGUUGUGCUGCACUUUGAGAUGCUAGCAGUCGUGGACGGCACGGUUCAUACAGUGACGUUGCAAGGACCCAACGAUCAAGACACCACGCCCGGUGCAACGGUUCACGCCCCUUUUCCAGUGCGCUUGAGCCGGGGAAAACCAGCGCAAGUGACCAUCCAAAUGGGGCCCGAAAUGUGUGCAAACACGCUUCUCAUCUCCAUGACGAUAGACAGCGAGUUGCACUCUUUGCGCAUCCCGCUUCCUGUGAUGAUCAUGCAAGAAGUGAAACCGGUAACGCUGAAUACGCCAGAAUUUUUCCAGCGUUGGAAAGCGAUUGGGUCCAACGCAGGAUUGGAAGUGCAAAGCGUUUUUCCCAUUCCGCGGUACAUGGACCGCACAUCACAGGCACACUUUAUGGAAUUGCUCAAGCAUCUGGGUUUUGGAAUUUUGCACAGUGUAGACCCAUGGCCGGAAAAUAUCGUCGCAGCAGGCGUGUAUUCAACACAGGCAGAUGGCCCAGUCGGCUGUCUGCUGCGCUUGGAGCCGAAUGCUGAACUCAAGCUUGCACGCUUGACGGUCCGUACCACCACUGCGCGCAUCUCCCAGACACUCUCGUGUGUGAUAAAGACACAGCUCUCAGAAACAUAA